CAGGCAUUCAGCAUCCGGGUUUCAGGACGUAGGGUUCGAGGUUCCAGCUCCCUCCCUUCCGCUGUUCACUCACCGGCGCUGCCUCUCUCUCUCUCUCUCCAUACCAACGUCCGUACCAACUUAGGGUUUCAAUACAGAAUAGGCGUUCUUUGCGUCAAUGGGUAGUAAGAAAAGAGGUUCUAAUGCUGCUCAGGAAGCGGAGGAUCAAUUCGAUGCCGCCAAUGAUCAAGGUAUUACCGAACAUACUAAGAAAAGAAUGAAGAAAGAGAAUGAAGAAGAUGGGGUUGCUUCCCCUUCUAUUUCCAAAUCCAUGAAGCCCAUGGAGAGAAGGAAGAAGAGGAAAGCAUUUGACAAAGAGAGACGCCGGGUUGCGCUUGAAAACUUGGAAUCAAUACCUCGACAGGAUGGUCUGAUUGGGAAAUCAGAUGAAUCAAUGGCGCCUGCGGGGACUUCACCUAAAAGCAUUUUGCCUGAGUUUCAUGUUGGGGUAUUUAAAGACUUGGCGUCGGCUGAUGGUUUUUUAAGAGAAGCGGCUGCGCAAGCAUUGGUAACAGAGUUGUGGGAAGUUCAGAAAGCAUAUGAGAAGCUGGAAAAUAAGGACUUGGUUGAGGGUGGUUUGCAGUUGGAAGCUGAAAAGGAUGACGGUUUGAAUAAUUGCGCACCCUCUCUGCGAUAUGCCAUUCGAAGACUUAUUCGUGGUGUUUCUUCUUCUAGAGAGUGUGCAAGGCAAGGGUUUGCAUUGGGCUUGACUAUGCUAGUUGAGAGAAUCCAUGCCAUUAAAACUGACUCAUUGCUGAAACUUAUAGCUCAUUUGUUGGAGGUUUCUUCUUCAAUGAAGGGCCAGGAAGCAAGGGAUUGUCUCCUGGGUCGCUUAUUUGCUUAUGGUGCUCUUGCCCGUUCAGGAAGACUAACUGAAGAGUGGACUAUGAAUAAAGACAAUCCCUACAUCAAGGAAUUUACCAAUCAUCUUCUCUCCAUCGCUUCGAAGAAGCGAUACUUGCAAGAGCCAGCUGUAAUGGUUAUUUUGGAAUUGGUUGAACAGUUACCAAUGGAAGCGUUGUUGAAUCAUGUUCUCGAAGCUUCAGAUCUUAAAGAAUGGUUUGAAGGAGCCACAGAAGCAGGAAAUCCCGAUGCAUUACUUCUAGCUUUGAAAUUGCGUGAAAAAAUUUCUAUUGAUGUGAAGUUUGGAAAGCUUUUGCCAUGCCCAUUUAGUCCUACCAAGUUCUUUGCCCCUGACCAUUUGUCCUCUCUUGUUAAUUGCCUAAAGGAGUCCACCUUCUGUCAGCCUAGAGUUCACAGUUUGUGGCCUGCUUUGAUAAACACUCUCUUACCUGAUAUGGUUUUGCAAGAUGAAGAUGUUGCUUCAGGUUUAAGUUCCAUUAAGAAGCACAAGAAGAGUCGCAGGUGCAGCUCCUCUGAAGAAGACAUUGCCAAAAUAUUUCGGUGCUUUUGUGAAGUUAUUAUUGAAGGAUCCCUUCUUCUAUCAUCUCAUGAUCGUAAACAUUUGGCAUUUGAUGUUCUACUUCUUCUACUUCCUAGAGUGCCUGCAUCAUUUGUACCGAUUUUUUUGUCUUACAAACUAGUCCAGUGCCUUAUGGAUAUACUUUCGACGAAGGACUCUUGGCUGCAUAAAGUUGCUCAUUAUUUUCUUAAAGAACUGUUAGAUUGGGUUGGACAUGAUGAUGCCAGAAGAGUUGCUGUUAUUGUGGCCCUACAGAAGCACAGCAAUGGGAAAUUCGAUUGCAUUACACGGACAAAAACAGUCAAAGAUUUGGUGGCUGAGUUUAAAACAGAAUCUGGCUGCGUGUUGUUUAUUCAGAAUUUGAUGAGCUUGUUUGUUGAUGAAGGUCAUGCUUCGGAGGAGCCUUCAGAUCAGAGCCAGACAACAGAUGACAACUCAGAGAUAGGUUCGUUCGAGGACAAGGAUUCCAUUGGGCCAAUGGGAAAUUCUGAAUUUUUGAGAAGUUGGGUUAUAGAAUCCCUCCCCAGUAUUUUGAAAUAUUUGAAGCUGGACCCUGAAGCAAAGUUUCGGGUUCAGAAAGAAAUUUUGAAAUUUCUAGCUGUUCAGGGUUUGUUCUCUUCUUCUCUUGGCACUGAAGUGACAUCUUUCGAAUUACAGGAGAAGUUCAAGUGGCCAAAAACAGCCAGCUCAAGUGCUCUUUGCAGGAUGUGCAUUGAACAGCUACAACUGCUGCUGGCAAAUGCUCAAAAAGGAGGAGGGCCACUUGUGGCAUCAAAUGGCCUUGAACCAAAUGACCUUGGCUCGUACUUCAUGCGAUUUCUGAGCACAUUGUGCAGCAUUCCUUCAGUUUCAUUCUUUUGGACCUUGAAUAAUGAAGAUGAAACAGCUUUUAAACAAUUGCAAGCAAUGGAAACUAGGCUUUCUAGAGAGGAAAGGAGUUACGGACUCAGUUCAGAUGCUAAUAAAUUGCACGCAUUGAGGUAUUUGCUCAUUCAGUUGCUGCUGGAACUACUCCUUCGACCAGGGGAAUUCUCAGAAGCUGCCUUAGAGCUUAUUAUAUGUUGUAAGAAAGCUUUUGCAGCUCCUGAUCUCCUUGACUCGUCGGGGGAAGAUGAGUUGGAUGGUGAUGAGAUGCCUGCCUUAAUGGAUGUCCUUGUAGAUACCUUACUUUCAUUGCUGCCACAGUCAUCAGCUCCUAUGAGGUCUUCUAUUGAGCAGGUUUUCAGAUAUUUUUGUGAUGAUCUCACUGAUGACGGUCUGCUGAGGAUGUUGCGAGUCGUUAAGAGGGAUUUGAAACCAGCUAGGCAUCAGGAUGCAGAGAGUGAAGAUGGUGACGAUGAAGAAGAUUUUCUUGAUAUUGAGGAAGCAGAUGAAAGCGAUGAAGCUGAGACAGGUGAAGGUGGUGAGAGUGAUGAGCAGACAGAUGACUCUGAGGCUGUAUUGGGAGUUGAGGCUGCUGGCAACAAACUUCCUGAUGCUUCUGAUGAAUCUGAUGGGGGAAUGGAUGAUGAAGCAAUGUUUCGGAUGGAUUCUUAUCUCGCUCGAAUCUUUAAAGAGCGGAAAAACCAGGCUGGGGGUGAAACUGCUCAUUCCCAGCUCGUGCUCUUCAAACUCCGUGUCCUGUCAUUGCUGGAAAUAUACCUACAUGAAAACCCAGGCAAGCCCCAGGUUUUAACGGUGUACUCAAACUUGACUCAGGCAUUUGUUAGCCCCCAUACAACAGAAGCUAGUGAGCAACUUGAACAACGUAUUUGGGGGAUUUUACAGAAGAAAAUAUUUAAAGCAAAAGAAUAUCCAAUGUGUGAAGCUGUGCGACUUCCCACUCUUGAAUCUCUGCUGGAAAAGAACUUAAAGUUGGCAUCAAAACCAUUCAAAAAAAAGAAAUCUGCCAAUACCCCAUCCAAGAAAAAGCAGUCAGCCUCCUGGAACCGACACAAAAUGAUCGUCUCCCUUGCUCAGAAUUCAACAUAUUGGAUUUUAAAGAUCGUUGAUACGGGAAAUUUUUCUGAAUCUGAGCUGCAGAGGAUUUAUGAUACUUUCCAUGGUGUUUUGGUGGACUACUUUGACAGUAAAAAGUCUCAACUAAAGUCAGAGUUUUUAAAAGAAAUAUUUAGAAGGCGGCCGUGGAUUGGGCGCCAUUUCUUUGGCUUGCUUUUGGAGAAAUGUGGCAGUGCAAAAUCAGAGUUUCGGCGAGUUGAAGCUCUUGAUUUGGUUACUGAAAUAUUGAAGUCACAAGUUUCUUUAGGUACCACUGAAAGUGGCCAGGAUGGAUCAAGGAAAAUCUUGAAAAGCCACCUGCCAAAACUGUGUCACCUGAUAAAGGAGUUGGUGAUGCAAAUGCCUAAAAAGCCAGCAAGGCGGGUUGUCGUCCGGAAGUUCUGCAGCCGGAUAUUCCAGAUUGUGUCAACAUUUAACCUGAACAAGUCCUUCCUCAAAGAAUUGCCCCCUGAUGCUCAUGAUGCUUGUAAAUCUCAACUUGGGGAGGUUUUUCUUGCUCUGAAGAAGCCUGAAUGAUAGGGGUGCAGAAUCAAUUUUGCAGGAAAAUUUUUUAUAGAAUGCCUGAUUUAGAUUCUCAGGAAUCUUCGUUCAGUUGUGAAUGCAAGUUGCCAGCACCAAGCGCUUGAAGAUCCAACUGUUCUUUCUAACCAUUCCAACAUUUUGCUACUCUUAUGGGCGUAUAAUUUGUCUGCUGCUUAAGGGAUUGCACUGUUGUAAUCUUAAAAUUUUCAGUUUUCUUGGUAAUGUUUGUCUUCAUUGAUCAAUUUCUUUGAAGUUUUGUCAGCUGUGAUUUUUUGUUCUGGUUCAUCUAGAGAGAGUUUGAAGGAGGUUAAUUAUCUUGUCGGCUUCUGUAAAAGAAUAGAAAACGCUUAUAGAAAACAUAUUCUAAUGUUUUCCUGGUA
Messenger RNA from Malania oleifera, 4362 nucleotides. RefSeq names its product rDNA transcriptional regulator pol5. NCBI's taxonomy places the organism in Eukaryota, Viridiplantae, Streptophyta, Magnoliopsida, Santalales, Ximeniaceae. The transcript has 8 exons. Gene Ontology annotation, cellular component: nucleolus. Bases 158 to 3976 code for a protein of 1272 amino acids. The record is from RefSeq and is a predicted model, not a curated record. Gene Ontology annotation, biological process: regulation of DNA-templated transcription. Gene Ontology annotation, molecular function: transcription factor binding; DNA binding.